Messenger RNA from Aspergillus terreus NIH2624, 1476 nucleotides. RefSeq lists its product as uncharacterized. NCBI's taxonomy places the organism in Eukaryota, Fungi, Ascomycota, Eurotiomycetes, Eurotiales, Aspergillaceae. The record is from RefSeq and is a predicted model, not a curated record. The coding region runs from base 1 to 1476 and encodes 491 amino acids. The transcript has 10 exons. Gene Ontology annotation, biological process: regulation of synaptonemal complex assembly; meiotic cell cycle.
AUGCUCGAGGCAGCCCGACGGACAGAAGCGUCAGAGAACGGAAAUCUCAACACGAGCCAACAGAUCAUUGAAAUUGUCGCCAUGAACUUAGAUGCACUCAAGUCAAGCGCGUACCUGGAUCAUGGUCGAAUGCAGUCCCUGGAGAUACAAUACUACAUGAUCCGGAUACACCUGGCCUGGUAUCAAGGAAGACCAGAUAUUGCGGACCAUCUGUAUUCUCAGCUUCCGAGAACCACACAGAAAGGUGACCAGUUCACUAUCAUGGAAAUGACUUACAAAAUUGGGGAUCUGGCAUUGUCUUCUGAUCAAUAUGAUACCGCCGUGAAAUGGUCUGAAAGAGCUCUGAGGGCAUGCGAAGCCUGGGCAGACAACGGACAGAAACAAACCCAGCCCUCGGAUCAAAAACUGCUUAUCCUCCAUCAAUACGCUAGGGCGACCCUCAACUGCAAUGAAGCGAGCUCUGGGGAGUCGACCCAAACAGUUUUGGGCGCUCUCGAGCGCAAAUUCACCAAUUCAGUACUACAUUCCGCUAUUGGAACGAUGGAUCUCGCGAGCAGUACUGUGAACGUUCCACGCGCUCUUCUUGAAGGAAUGAACAAGCUUCUGAUCGAGAGGCUCCUACCUUCGUGCAACAAAGAGUUGACCGAAGCAGCCGUCGUUAGCUUCAUUUGGUCUUUGACAGUCUCCGAGGAUUGUCCAACUAGUGUUCUGGACAUACUCGACGAGAGCAUGAAAGUCCUAGACAGUGCGGAAAUCGGCACAAUCAGUGAAACUGCCACAGAAGCUUGUCUUCUUGCUAUCUGGAAACAUGUCGACAGAGAAAUCUCGAGGAAAAACUAUCUCGUUGCAGGAAAUUGGUGUCAUUUUGUCCUUGGACACGGGAUUUUCCUACUGACGUCGGACACUAAGGAGAAAUUCAUGAGGUCUGUAUUCCACAAGGAUACAAAUUCAUACGUUAACCUGGACCAGAAAACUGAUUGUCUGUGCAUUGAAAUCUGGAGAAACGUCCAGGGGACUCUGUAUCUGAAUACACUGUUCAACCAAGUUGAAGGAGGCUGCUCUUACCUCGUGGCUUGCACCUUUGCUGCACUCAAACACGGCGAUAUUCGACUGGCAGCAAAAUGCCUGGGGAUGACCACCAAAAAGUACUACGACUGCCGUUCGGAGGGCUGUGAAGUAGCGAAGUUGUUGCAAUACCUGCUAUGUUUCCUCACAGAGAGGUUAGACUCGCUUCAAGGGGGUGAAUCUCUCUUAACCCAGACCUUGUCAAUCCUUGAGACCGCUUUAGUGGAAGUAGACUGUGCCGAACAGAAGACGAUCCUCUCCUGUCUUGACGCUAGCUUCACUGCCGACAAAGCUCAUUCGAUUGCUCUGAAAGCGCUGAAAUCAUCUCAGGUGGACUUGACCGUCCGGUUUCUGGAUCUGUCUAUCCAGGUGACUACCUACUUGGCGCCCAUACGCGAGGCCGUAUCCUGA